Messenger RNA from Candida tropicalis MYA-3404, 1044 nucleotides. RefSeq lists its product as uncharacterized. The transcript has a single exon. NCBI's taxonomy places the organism in Eukaryota, Fungi, Ascomycota, Pichiomycetes, Serinales, Debaryomycetaceae. The coding region runs from base 1 to 1044 and encodes 347 amino acids. The record is from RefSeq and is a predicted model, not a curated record.
AUGGCAAAGGUAAAGUCAUCAUAUACUAGGAUAUAUUCAAAAUUUCCAUUCAAUCAAUGUCUGGAUGAGCAUCUAUUUGAUACUGUGAAUCUAAUAAAGCACGGAGUCAAUUUAACAAUUCAAAUUGGAACUUUAAAUUUAGAGGAAAUCGAAAGAUAUGAAAGCAAACAAUGUGAUAGCAAUGUUGUACCUAACGAAGAAGAACUACUAGAUGAUCUGUUGGAAGAAGAAGAAGAGGAAGAAGAUUAUCAUUUACCACCAAGUCCCAUUCUAAUACCUAUAGAAUUACCCAAAUCAUCCAUGAAAAGAAGAUACAGCAGUACGUUUAGUACUAAUAGUAGUGAAGCCAAUAUAUGUUUCUCCAGUUCACCCAAAAGUCAGCCUAAUAUGACAUUACUUAUUUGUCGUAAUAAAUUGCAACACCUAAUAGAUGAAUUUUUCGAAUGUGUCUCAUGUCACGAUCAUAAAAACUAUCAAGAAAUUAGUAAUUAUGUCAUAAAUUCAAUAGUACAGAAUGAACCAAAUUUGGAAACAUUUGUCAACAAGAUUAUAGAUUAUAAGUUUAAGAAUGAAUUAAUUGAAAUUAUUAAAACAUUAUUUGUGGAGAAAUUUGAAGAAACAAAACUUGAAGAAUUGAUUGAUUAUAUGAAUAAUUUGAUAAAUUUAAAAGAAAAUUGUAUAAAAAAUCUUGAUAAUCCUAUGAUUUAUACUAAAUAUUACAAGAUUUGGAGAUUGUGUUUAUCUAAUUAUAGAUUUUACGAGGAGGAAUAUUUCUUUGAUUAUUUCAAUAAUUCAUAUAGUAAUUUGGAAAGUGUGUUGUUGCAAAAUGCAUUUCUUAUAAAUUAUAAGAAAUUUGUUCAUUAUUUCAGCAAAGAUAUAGUUACCUAUGACGAGGAGGAUGACGAGGAUGAUGACGAUGAAGAAGAUGUUGAAGAAGAAUGUGAAGAAGAACUGGAUGAGAUCAAUCACGAACCAGAAUCACCACUAUUACAUUACCAGGUUACGUCAAUACGACCCCUGAAUUGCUGCUUGAUUCGUCUUUAA